AUGAAAAUUAUUGUCUUGAUAUUCUUGUUAGGGGCCUUUGCUUCAAACAUCAGACAUAAAAAGGAGAGGUUUUUUAUUAUUCUUAUUAUUUAGACACAACGAUUCUUAGACAUUAUCACAUCAACAAUAAAACACUAAAGGUAAUUGAAAACCAAAUAAAUAUUUUAGAAUUAUUGUAAGUCACUGAUAUAGAUAACUAAUCCGAGACUCUUGUUGAGGAAACUCUCAAUGAAUAAUAGAAUCUAGAGGAACCAAAACCAAUAUAUAAUAAUGAUGGCAGAUCACCUGAUAUGGGUUUGAGCGAAGUAGACAAUAAUGAUGCUCCAGAAGCCCCUAUGAUGGCAGAUAAUGUAUUUGAUUAAUCAGCCCAAGAAGAAGUGAUAAAAGGAUUAUCACUGAUAUAAGUUGGAGAAAUUGAUGCAUUAGCUGAUAUUGAUACUAGCAUGCCAUUGUUAGAUGAGGAUUUUAAAUAUGAUGAAUAAGCUCUUUAGGAAACUCCUUUAAAUGUUGAUAUCAUUGAGGAAGUACCUUAAUAAUAAGAAUAAGAAGUCAAUGAAAUCGAAGAUUAAAUGCAAUAAGAAAUCGAAAUCGAGGAUUAGCAAGAACAAUUAAUAAAUGAGGUUUAAUUGCUCUAAAUUGGAGGAUUCUAUUAUUGA
Messenger RNA from Paramecium octaurelia, 656 nucleotides. Lineage: Eukaryota; Ciliophora; Oligohymenophorea; Peniculida; Parameciidae. The record is from the annotation of a GenBank genome assembly.